AUGGUCCCGCCGUCCCCCGGCGGGGAGUCCCUGCCGCCCACGCCCGCGGCGAAGCACGCGCGCCCGUCCAGCGGGUUCGCGUCCGCGGUCCCGAACGGCGCAUCAUCGCGCGACGUAUAUCACACGACGAACGAGAACUUCAAGGUGGUGAUCCGCGUGAGGCCGCCGCUCGCGAGGGAGCUCGGCGCGGGGAAGCGCUACCAGCCCUCCGUCGCGGUGGACACGUCGUGCGCGGUGUGCACGCUGUCGGAAAACUUGGAAGGGUGGCGGCACGGCGUGAACCCGGUCGGGGAGAACGGGAUGGUGCAAAACACGCAUCAGUUCACGUUCGAUCACGUGUACGACCAAGACGCGAGCCAAGAGACCGUGUACGAAAACUCCGCGAAGCCGGCGGUGAUGAGCACUCUGUUGGGAUACAACGCGGCGAUGAUGGCGUACGGGCAGACGGGCACGGGGAAGACGUACACGAUGGAGGGCGACCGCGCGUCCAUGAAGGCGCGCGCGCACGGAGGCGGCGCCGGGCGACUUCCGGGGGAACCCGGGGACGCGUCCGCGUCCGGGACGGAACGCGGGAUCAUUCCGAGGGCGAUCGAGGAUAUCUUCGGGCACAUCAAGAGCGACACGUCGACGCGGAGUAAGUACCUCGUCCGCGCGUCGUACGUGCAGAUAUACAACGAGGUGAUCAGCGACCUCUUGAAGCCCGAGCGCGCGAAUUUGAACAUUCGCGAGGAUAAAAAACGCGGCGUCUUCGUCGACGGGCUGUCCGAAUGGGUGGUGCGGACCCCCGACGAGAUCUACGGCCUCAUGGAGAAGGGCGCGACGCAGCGGACGACCGGGAGCACGAAGAUGAACGAGCUCUCGUCGCGGUCGCACGCGGUGUUUAUCAUCAUCGUCGAAAACAGUAAGCUCGAGGAGGAGCCCGGUCGGCAAGAACUUCGGCAGUCGUUCAAGGUUGGCAAGUUGAACCUCGUGGACCUCGCGGGAAGCGAGCGCGUGAGGCAGUCCGGCGCGACCGGCGUGCGCCUCGAGGAGACGAAGAAGAUCAACCAGAGCCUCAGCGCGCUCGGGAACGUGAUCAAGGCGCUGACGGAUAAGAACGGCACGCGGUCGCACGUGCCGUACCGCGACUCGAAGCUGACGCGCAUCCUCGAGGACUCGUUGGGGGGUAACUGCAAGACCACGAUGAUGGCGAUGAUAUCCCCGGCGUUGGAGGCGUUCACGGAGUCGCUCUCGACGCUGAAGUUCGCGAACAGGGCGAAGUUCAUCAAGAACACCGCGCGCGUGAACGAGGACCUCGAUCAAAAGUCGCUCCUUCGGAAGUACGAGCGCGAGCUGAAGCGGCUGCGGCAAGAGCUCGACGAGCGAACGAAGAACCUCGUGGACAAGCGCGCGCUGUUGCAGCUGGACGAGCAGCGGAGGAAGGCGGAGGCGGAUAAGAUGCGCGCCAUCACGGAACUCGAAGCGCGGUCGCAAGAGUUUCUCAAGGAGAAGAGAGAGAAGCGGGAUUUGGAGCAGGCGAUCGAGGCGAUGCAAUCGCAGAUGCUCGGCGGCGGCGACACCCCGCAAUUCCGCGCGAUGCUCCAAGAAGAGCACGAGCGCAUUCGCACGGAGUACGAAGGGAAGAUGCGCGAGCUCGAGCACGACCGGCAAGAGGCCGAGGAGGGCCGCGCGCAAGUCGGGCGGUACAAGGCUGUCCUCUUGAAACAGCGCGACAUCAUGAUCGCGCUCACCGCGCGUCUCAACGAACGCGACGAGACGAUAAUCCGCAUGCAAGAGGAGUUGAAAGCGUACGACAAGGAGUACCGCCGCGUGGAGGACGCGCUGGACGGGAAGACCGCGGAGCUCAUCGCGUUACGACGCGCG
This is a messenger RNA of Micromonas pusilla CCMP1545, 1863 nucleotides long. RefSeq lists its product as uncharacterized. The annotation marks the transcript as partial. Gene Ontology annotation, biological process: microtubule-based movement. Lineage: Eukaryota; Viridiplantae; Chlorophyta; Mamiellophyceae; Mamiellales; Mamiellaceae. The transcript is spliced from 2 exons. The record is from RefSeq and is a predicted model, not a curated record. Gene Ontology annotation, molecular function: microtubule motor activity; microtubule binding; ATP binding.